Messenger RNA from Symsagittifera roscoffensis, 4006 nucleotides. RefSeq names its product fibrillin-2-like. Lineage: Eukaryota; Metazoa; Xenacoelomorpha; Acoela; Convolutidae. The transcript has 21 exons. The record is from RefSeq and is a predicted model, not a curated record. The coding region runs from base 224 to 4006 and encodes 1260 amino acids.
CAACAUUUGUGCUUUUUCCGCUUGAUUUCAUUUUACUUCUUUCUCCUGACAAUUUCUGCCUUUUUGAAAAAACACCAAGUGGUUGGUAUUAAAUCAUCCAAACGUGCUGUAGAAAAUUGAAAUAGCAAAUAUCAAGAAAACCGACGAAUUUCAAAAACAAAGUUCAAUUCUAAUCUGAACUAGCUCGGGUUUUUGACUAGAUUGGGAAUUCUGUAUUUUAAAAAUGGAGCAUUUCGCCAAACUUGUCCGCUUUGCUUUGGCUCUUUUUUUGUUCCUGGCUUUCAACUACUACAAGACUGCGGUGGAAGGACAGUCCAUAACUCAGCCGCAGUGUUCGGGGGACCCCGACGACCCUAAUGAUUUCGUGGAGACUGCGAACCCCUACUCCAACGACCAGGACGGAUGCGCAUGUCACUCCAACUCAACUACUCUUGGACCAUACUGCUACUGUCUUGUGGGAUACGGGGAGUUGGUGUCAACCUUUAACUGUACAAGAACUUGUUAUACUGCCGGCUCUGGAUGCAAAAAGCCAGACGGAACAACUGAUUGCGUUGCAACUACCUACGCAGCUGCAGUGGUUGAAGGCUGCCUGUGUGGACCAGGGUUUAUUCGAAGCAUCACCGGCGGUGCAUGUACAGCUAUCUCCGGUCUAGCUGACGGACAGUGUGAUCCUAGUCGGGACUUGGGAGUGGGUGACGAGAGGACUUGUGUGUGUGAGGAUCUUUAUGGAUUCCCUGGAACUGCAUACCUGGACAUGAAUACGUGUUUCUGCAAGAGUGGCUGGACCUCAGACCCUGCCGAUUUGGGCGUUUGCGUUCAGCACUGCAAUGAGAUUUGGCCGGGGGGCCACUGCUACAUGAAUGACACUGUGACUGUGUGCAAUGCUACCGGUGUUACAGACAAGACAUGUAGGUGUGGGCCAGGGUUCACUCCCCGGGUCAACGACACCGCCGUAUCGCCCUUCAUUCCCUGCGAAGCUACUUACUGUAUAAUCGGAGAGGGUCCGACUGCGAACCACCCGUUCUGUGUGCGUGAAAUAUUCAACGCAUCUAGCGCAGGCAUCGCCCUUUACGACCCCUACUACACCAUCUGCGCUUCUGGGACGGGAUCCCAGUUCAACCAGAGCUACUGUGGAAGAGACUGCAUGGCUGGAGAUCAUUAUUGCAUGAACAGUGACUUCACCGGACCCUGUACCACUGGAGACAUGGACUGUCGCUGCAAGGCCGGAUUCGGACUCAAGGCACUAACCACCGCCACCAGCAAAUGUGUACCCGUUCGGUGUACUUUGGAGGACCCUAAUUGCUAUUGCAACAACACAUUCGACCCUAUUGACGAAUGUUUCUGCGGGUAUUGGACAACCCCAGACCAGAACAACCCCGGAUUCUGUACCAGCUCGUGUCCGUUGGGCGAAGCGAACUGCGUAAGAGGCGACACGAAAGAGCGUUGCUACUCGGAUUACGUGGGCUCUGCAGGGUGCCAGUGCCGGAAUGAGCCCAACAUGGAACUGUGGAUACCCUACUCGACCAACUACUCCACUUCACUUGCACCUGGAAUCCCUUCCACAACUACUGUACUCAUGUGGGACGCCGCUACCUCCUGUAUGAAUGGUGUGGGGGACAAGUGUAUGCGGGGGAUGCCCAACUGUAACUGUACAGUGCCCAAUGGGAUUCCGACAGACACGAUGAGCGAAUGCAUUUGUGACAGCUGGAACAACUACAUCGCUGAUCCCGCCAAUCCAGGAGGCUGCAUUCUAGCCAACAAAACGUGCAGUUUGGGCUCGUUCCCUAACACGACUGAAAUUUGUAAUGAGUUCGCCUGUCACAACAACGAGACGCAGAGCUUCAAUUUGAAUUGCUUCAACACUUCUGACAUACUAACUUCCACCCAUCCCGACCUCACCAUCCUCUGUGCUGGCAACACCGCCGGACUCAAUAACGACUGGUGUGUCUGCGGAUACGGGUACUACCCUGACUCGACCGGCAACUGCACUUUUCACGGGAACGACACAGCGGGCUACUGUGACAAGCGGUGGCCGAACUGUGAGUGUGCGAAUGCGAAUGUGUCCAGCUGCACCUGUGCUCUCGGCUACUACGCCGACCACUCUCUCAACACCUCCUUCACCUGCAAUCGAGACUGUGGUGUGAAUGUGGAGAACUGUGUGCAGGUUGCAAAUACAUCUCUUAACUGCACAACUGCAUGGACAAGUGCUAAUCUAGGAACGUGCAGAUGCAAUGAUGGAUACAAACCUGUAUAUGACGGAACUAGUGUGACUUGCAUUCGCGUGAACUGCGACUUCGACUUCGACGCCAACUGCAACAAGGGGGUGUUCAUCAGUCAGAACGACUAUACAAAUGUCCACUGCGCAGAAGGAUUCGUACCCGACAACUUACCCGGAAACAUAGGACACUGCACCGCUGGGUGCACAAUUAACACCACUGUCCAAUCCGUCGACCACCACUGUCGCGAGGGGGGCACCGUCAACUCCCCCGGCUCUUCAAACUGCACUUCGCCCCCCUGUUUCUGUGAACUGGGCUACAACCCGCAAUUCGUCGACUUCACUUCGGAUAUAACCUGCGUGCAAGCGCCGUGCAACCCCCUCGUGGACACGACUGGAAAGUGCAAGUGUCAGUAUGUUCUCGGAGCCGUAUCGCACGACAUGACAAAUUGUAAAUGUGAACCCCCCUAUACUUCGUCUAGUAACAACGACGGGACCUGUGCUCUGGAGUGUACGGCAGGAGAGGAUCAUUGUAAGAUUGCGAGUAAUAAUGUGACUGCGUGUACUGGAACUGGAUGCGAGUGUAGAAAGGGAUACUACUCAAUCUGGGACACCGUCACUGGAAAGUACAGAUGCGAGCCGUACGAGUGCGACAACACAGUCGAAGGAUGCGUUUGCACCCACCCGGGAGACGUGGACACCUGUUCCUGCAGCGGAACCAUCUCAGUCGGAACCACUACCCCCGUCAGCAUUUCCUUCGUCGGCAACAAGUACCUCUUCCCAGGUUACUGUCGUCCAGUCGAGUGCAGCCCUGGCUCGGACCCGAACUGCGAGUGCAUAGACAGCUCACUACUGGACACCUGUUACUGUAAACCGGGAUACAGCACUGACCUGAAGUUUGCGGAGAUCAGGGCAGAUAACACUUCGGGACUGGAAGUGAACUCCUAUUUCAACACUCUAUGCAAACCCAUCGACUUCCGUGCCUCGUGUCCUCUGCGUGCUUGGGUUGAGGAGAUCCCAGACCACACCACCGGAUGCUCCUGCACAUGGCUAGACCAACACGGAUCCAACCCCGAGAAGCUGUGCAAGUGUGGCAUAGUGGUGGACGACGACUGUUUCUUCACAGCCUGCGACUCCUCCCUCGACGUGUACAUGUACAGCAAACAGUCGGAUGGUCCCUGCAGUUAUGAGACGACCACUGUCGAGUCUGUAAUCAACAACUACGCCAUCUGCAAGGACGGACUCGUCUCCGAUCUCAAUGGAGGGUGUGUGCGUGAGUGUAACUGGAUGAUGAACAGCCCCAAUUCGUGUACGGAGACGACUGAGAAGUGCGCCACUGGUUUCAUUGCUCAUUACGACCUAAACCUCAACAAAAACUGCUACUUGGUGGAAUGUCUUCCGACCGACUCAAACUGCCAGUGUCCAACUGCAGUGACGAAUCUGCAUGGCUACGACGACCGACUCUGUCGCUGUGCCCCUGGAUACGCACCCGAUGGCACUGGCGCCUGCACCCAGCUCUGCGACCAGACCCAAGAACACUGCACCAGAACAUGCACAGGGGGCAACUGCUGCGCCUAUGGGUACACGCCUCGAACCAGUUGGACGUAUGACACUACGGGGUCUAAUGUCUACACAGCCACAGUACAAUGUGUGCAGGCAGCCUGCAACCAGGCUCUGGGCAGUACCAGCUGUGUCUGCCAGGAGGGAGCGAAUGACGAGGGUUUGGACUCUGCACAAUGUGCAUGUGCCACUGGACUCCUGCAUGAUGGACAAGGCAACUGCGUCUGUUGA